Metopolophium dirhodum (rose-grain aphid) is the source of this 2894-nucleotide messenger RNA. It is a transcript of the gene bdl, whose product is annotated as protein borderless. Gene Ontology annotation, biological process: cell-cell adhesion. The record is from RefSeq and is a predicted model, not a curated record. Gene Ontology annotation, molecular function: protein binding. The coding region runs from base 302 to 2425 and encodes 707 amino acids. Lineage: Eukaryota; Metazoa; Arthropoda; Insecta; Hemiptera; Aphididae. The transcript is spliced from 9 exons.
AUGUAUCGUAUUAAGUAUUAGAGUAUAAUAUAAUAUUAUUCAUUUAGUAUCGCGUGGGCCGACCGCUGCCGACGUGUGUACAUAGUUAUUUGCAAAUAUUUAUCCUACGUGACGUGCGUUAUUAUUAUUGUUAUUAAAACGACGACGACAAUAUAUUAUAAUUUGUCGUGUCUGUGAAAUAAUGCGAAUUCGUCUUCCCGCGAGGCCUCUGUAGCGACAAUCUCCGCACUCUGCCGCAUACCCACCGAACGAUCGGUCUGCUGAAACCGCGGUCACCGUCACCGUUUCGAAAAACCGCGGUAUGUUCGGUACACUGGUCGUGCACUUGUCGGCGGCGGCGUUGUUGUUUUACCGCUUUGGUUGUAACGGCCAGACGGCCGAAGUCGGCUCGCUGACGUCCCAGAUCGGCGGUUACGCGGUAUUCGAAUGCCCGGCAGUACCGCAACCGCGGUACGACCACGACGGCGGUCUUCGCCGUCUUGUAGCCGUGCGUUGGACUAAAGACGGGCAGACGGUAUUUACGUGUUCAGAGGGUACGUUAACUACCGACGAACGGUACGACGGGCGGACUACCGUGGUAGAACCACCAGAGUUGAGCGAUGUAGUCUCCAUUGCAAUUAACGUUUCUAGUCUUCGCGAAUCAGACACAGGUGACUACGAGUGUCAUGUAACUUACAGUGGCGAUGCAGGUCCGCUGCAGCCGUCGUCGUCACGACCACCUUUACCGGCACUGUCAUUGCCCCAGUCGAGCACAGACUCGACGAUGAAUGCUGUCGACAACGACAUGGGUGGUACAGCAGGCGUACGGUUUAGACUCGAUGUGCAAGGUGGAGACGUGAUGAGUAUACCCCCGAUCAACCAAACCAGGAUGGAACACGAGUCCGUUCAUUUCAGUUGCGUGAAAGAAGAUCCCGAGUUCGUCGUCCAAUGGUAUAAAGAUGGCGUGCCACUGGACGAUUUGCCAUUCUUGAAUAGUAGAUUUCUUGUGACUCCAGAAGGUUCGUUAGACAUCUAUGAUGCAGCAUUGAACGACAAUGGUUUUUAUUCGUGCCGCAUAGUAUCAGCAAAGGGAACACUGUCUGCUGGUGCCUUUCUCAAUGUUCAGUACAAAGCGAAAGUCGUCUAUUCACCAGCUGAAGUUUUUCUUGCUUACGGUAAGCCCGGUACCUUGGAUUGUCACUUCCAUUCCAACCCACCGCUGACGAAAAUAAGAUGGGAAAAAGACGGGUUCUUGUUCGACACGUACAACGUGCCCGGAGUUUACCACAGGCUAAACGGCUCUCUUUACUUUGAUCGGGUAGAGAAAGAACACGGUGGUAAAUACACGUGCACGCCAUUCAAUGAGUUGGGAACUGAAGGGGCAUCUACGCCAAUGGACGUGAUCGUCCAGCAUCCACCGAAAUUAAUUGUUGUACCGAAAGUGUUGUACUUCCGUAAACUCGGAGAUAACAUCACAAUGCCAUGUGAAGCAGAGAAUUUCGACAACAGAGGUCCGGCGAUUGUUUGGCAGAAGGCGGACGGUAAGAGUUUAUUUUAUCCUCGAGUGACAGUCACUGGCGGUAAUCUAACUCUGACUGGUGUGAGGAGUGAAGACAGAGGUGUCUAUAGAUGUGUGGCAUCCAACAUCGCAGCUACUAUUUCGGUGGAAACAGAGUUGAUCGUCGAGGAAAACUUAUUCCACCGUAAACAUUUCGAUUUACACGUAAAUGCAACUAACAAGAAUAUCGUGGCUUACUGGAAACGACCAUAUUCAUUCUGCACUGUAUGGAGUAGAGACACGAGCUCGGCAUCGUCGAACUGGAACGCAACAGCGACGUCCAGCGACGGGAAAGCGAUUCUAUGGAAUUUAAACACUGGCGGGGAAUACGAGAUAAUGGUGACGUGCCGGGACGAGAUGAGCGGUGAAUCUAUGUUCAGCAAGUCCAUACUAACAAGUCGCUCGAAAGAAUCCAUCGGCCGAUCGACUGAUGAGUUGCGUGAAAAAUCUUCGAGUCUCGUCGUUGACAGCCUGCACCCAUUCGACAUUCGAGUUGAACGCUCUGGUACCGGUUACAAUGUAUCGUGGACGAUGGAUAAGUCCAGCGUUGAACAUCGCGUCAAGCGGUACGUGGUGAAGUGGUACGAUGCACGCGAUGGCUCAGAACUGGGGUCGGCGUCAACCGCGGCCAACAAAAGAUACAUAGUGGUGGAGCUGGCUGGUGGUAAGACCUACGGGAUCCUGGUAACGGCCACCGCGGCGGAUGGCCGACAGACGUCCGUCGGCAGCCGUUCAUUCCAUUCUCCGGCAUCAGCGUUGACAGCAACUACCACGUCCUCGUCACAGUCGACGGCUUUCACCAAAUACUAUUAUAUGGCACUGUUCGGUCUGCUCAUCGCUGGCUUCGUCGUGUUGUGCUGUAAUUGUCGUGGUGGUAAGGGCAGGUGAAAUUGUACGAACGACAAACAUAUACCAAUCCACCGACAAACGAUAACCGUGGUAUCAUAUGCGCCAAACUCUAAGAAUAUUUAUUAUUUAGGUACCUACUAUUAGAUUGGUAGUUAGAAAAAAUACUUGGUAGAAAUAAUACUUCCCUAAAAAAAAAAAAAUACCUGUGGAAAUAAUACCCAAAAUAAAAAUGUCCGAGGAAAUAAUACACAAUAGAAAAAAUACCUGCUCGUUUGUAAUUUGUAAACACAAAUAUUUUUAACAUUUGUAAUUUGUGAAUAUCCCUUGAAUAACGUAUUUAAAAUACUGCGACAAUACUAUCACAAGAAAUAUAAUUGUAAUAUUAUUAUAUUUUAUAAUAUUUUAAUAAUGGAUUUUUUUUUGUACAUUUUUAGUAAUUUCCUGUGAUAAUAUGUUUUAUUUUAUGUUGUAUUAUUGGGAAAAAUAAUAUUGCUAGUAUAAAAUAUUA